Molecule: messenger RNA, 690 nt
Organism: Arachis duranensis
Lineage: Eukaryota; Viridiplantae; Streptophyta; Magnoliopsida; Fabales; Fabaceae
Exons: 4
Coding region: 1-690 (229 amino acids)
Source: RefSeq, a predicted model, not a curated record
AUGGCUAGCACCUUCAACAAUGUCAAGGACAUUGAUGCAUCCCAUGACAACUUGAGCUAUAGGAUCAAGGUGCGUGUGAUUAAGAUUUGGACUCUAUCUACGGCUGAGCAGAAAUUUCAAAAGCCAAUGCUGGAGCUGGUGGUCAUGGAUAAUCAGGGAGAUCGGAUCCAAUGUUCAAUUCGAAACCCUCAUAGGAGGUUAUUUGAGGCCGACCUUACCGAGGGGAAAAUAUACACUAUCUCCAAUUUUUCAGUUGCUCAGAAUGACCUCAAGUACAAAGCCACCAAUCAUGUUAGCAGAAUAUAUUUUAAGAGAGAUACCCAGCUUAGGGUGGUUCAGGAUCCUCUAUUCCUUACACAUAUUUUUUGCUUUGUGCCCAAUGAAGUAAUACUUAACCACACCAAUGCUCAGUCCCAUUUAAUUGAUGUAAUUGGGCUCCUCACUGCUAAGGGUGACAUUAUUGAAUUCACAAAGAAUGGAAAGAAGUCCAUCUACAUUGUCAUAGAACUUGAUGACCUGAGAGGAAAUGGUACCAUUCGAUGUACUUUGUGGGAAGAAUUUGCAACUAAAUUAGUAAAGCAUAUGGAAGAGACACCUACCUUAGAAUAUAUACUUAUUAUACAAUUUGCGAAGUUUAACCUAUUCAAAGGUUCGUCACGUAUUGAUUCUGAAUUCUUAUGUGUUAAGUAA